GACGCUAUUAUAAAUACCCUGAAAGUUCGAAACCCAAAUUCAAUAUCAAUCUCCAUUCUUAAAGCAAGCACUGCAGCUAGCUUUAUAUACAUAUAAAUACAUACAUAUAUAAUAUAUAUAUAAAUAUGGAGAAUAUUAAUGUGAAAUAUGUGGCCGUAAUAAUGAUUUGGUUGGUGGUGAAUACGGGAGGUCCGGCAUCUGCAGCGAUCACGUGCGGCAGUGUUCUAACAAGCAUAUCGCCGUGCAUUAGCUACGUCCAAAGAGGAGGUGUAGUGCCGACUUCAUGCUGCGAUGGUGUCAAAGCACUAAACGACAAAACAAGGGCAACACCUGACCUACAGGCGGCGUGCACGUGUCUCAAAGCACUUAUUCCCAGCGUUGGUGCCAACGCCGCUUUGGUUAACGGCCUUCCCGCCAAAUGCCACGUCGACUUGCCCUACCAGUACUCCCCAUCACUCGACUGUUCCAAGUUGACCCGUUGAUUAAUUGAUGCCAUUUUCCAAGAUAAGAAGAAUCAAGUAUAAUAAAGAAUAAAUUAAAGAGUUAUGAAUAAGAUUUAGAGUUUCUUCAUUGGGUUUGUCAUGCUGCUCAAAUCUCGAUUUGGCAAAUGGUCACCACUAUAUAUUCGUAUUUAUUAAUUGCAUUUAUGUACACGUACUAUGUUAAUCAAUGUGAUCGCCUCCCUUUGCAGUGUUUGUAAAAUAAAUAAGAAUCUGUAAUUGUGACAAAUAUAAAAUCAGAUAUUAUGUUAAUCAAUAUAUAGUUUGACUAAGA
Molecule: messenger RNA, 774 nt
Organism: Erythranthe guttata (spotted monkey flower)
Lineage: Eukaryota; Viridiplantae; Streptophyta; Magnoliopsida; Lamiales; Phrymaceae
Source: RefSeq, a predicted model, not a curated record